Molecule: messenger RNA, 1836 nt
Organism: Penicillium diatomitis
Lineage: Eukaryota; Fungi; Ascomycota; Eurotiomycetes; Eurotiales; Aspergillaceae
Product: KRI1 family protein
Exons: 2
Coding region: 1-1836 (611 amino acids)
Biological process (GO): endonucleolytic cleavage in ITS1 to separate SSU-rRNA from 5.8S rRNA and LSU-rRNA from tricistronic rRNA transcript (SSU-rRNA, 5.8S rRNA, LSU-rRNA)
Cellular component (GO): 90S preribosome; nucleolus
Source: RefSeq, a predicted model, not a curated record
AUGGAGCCCCCAUCGAAGAAAGCACGAACUCUAUGGGAGGAAGACUCCAAUGAGUCCGGUGAUGAAUCCGGUGGUGUUUCACUCACAAAGGGCGCAGGGGCAGGCUUCAAGAUCAAUGAAGAUUAUGCCCGUCGAUUCGAGUAUAAUAAGAAGAGAGAAGAGGUUCAGAAACUUGAAUCCAAGUAUGGCAAGGUCUCUGGAGUCGGCAAACAGCGGGCCGACGAGGCCUCCGACGACGAUUCGUCUUCGGAUGAAGAUGAAGACGACGACGGUGAGCUUGUCACCGAAGCGGUUGAUGCCGAGAUCAUGGCGACCCUGAAGGCAAUCCGCGAAAAGGACCCUCGAGUAUAUGACGCAAAUGCCACUUUCUACACUCAAGUCGAUGAGGGUGCUGCCGAUGCUCCCAAAGACAAAAAAGAGAAGCCGAUUACCCUACAUGACUAUCACCGGGAGAACCUUCUGAAUGGGAUUGAUGUCGCCGAAGAGGAGGGGAAAGAGACCAUCAAGACAUUUGCCCAAGAGCAAGCCGAACUCAAGGAUGCCUUGGUCAAGGAAAUGCACGCAGCCGAUGCAGACGAGGAAAUGGAAGAUGCGGAUGAUACUUUCUUGGUCCGCAAAGCCGGCGGAGCCGAUGUCAUUCCCGAGAAGGAAGUCAAGCUGGAUAUUGAGAACGCGGACAAGGACCCGGAAACCUUCCUGUCUAAUUUCAUGUCCGCUCGUGCUUGGAUCCCCGAAGGUGGUCGACGAGAGCUACACCCAUUCGAAUCCGACGACGAUGAAGAGCUUGAGCGGGCAGACGCCUUUGAAGAGGCAUACAAUUUCCGUUUCGAGGACCCCAACAAGCUGAAUGAGAAGAUUAUGACGCACGCCCGUGAUACUACCAACAGCCUGUCAGUUCGACGAGAGGAGAAGAGCGCACGUAAGAAGAUCCGCGACGCUGAGCGACAACGCAAGGAGGAAGAGAAGAAGCAGCGGGAGACGGAAAAGAACCGCUUGCGUAAACUCAAGGCCGAAGAAUUGCAGAAGAAGGUGGCACAGAUCAAAGAGGUGGCUGGCUUCCGAGCCGCUGAGUUUACGGAUGAGGACUGGGCACACUUUCUUGAUGAGGCCUGGGACGAUAAUGAAUGGGAAAAGGAGAUGCAGAAGCGCUUCGGCCAGGAAUACUAUGAAGAGCCUGAAGGCGAGAGCAAGAAGCAUCCGAAGAAGCCUACCUGGGAUGAUGACAUCGAUAUCAAGGAUUUGGUUCCCGAUUACGAUGACGAGGAGGAGCUUGCUCAGCCUGCUGUUGAUUCUGAGGAAGAGGAUGAGGUCAACGAAGAGGAUGGAGAAGCUUCCGCAUCUGGACCGAAGAAGAAGAGCAAGGCUGAGCUGAAGCGCGAGCAAAAGCGCGACGCUCGCAAGGAGAAGAUGCGAAUCGAAGAAGCCAUCGAUCGCAACUUGGAUCUUGAUAUCACUCUCCUUCCUGGUGCUACAAAGAAGAACUCUACACGGUUCCGCUAUCGGGAAACUUCUCCCCAGAGCUUCGGUCUGACGGCACGCGACAUCUUGAUGGCCGAUGACCAGCAGCUCAAUCAAUUUGCCGGUCUCAAGAAGCUUGCGUCCUUCCGUGACCCCGAGAAGAAGGCCAAGGAUGAACGCAAACUAGGAAAGAAGGCUCGUCUGCGCCAGUGGCGCAAGGACACCUUUGGCAGCGAGGAGGGACCUACAAUCGAACUUUCCGCUCACCAGCCUUCGCACGAUUCAGAGAAGCACGCUGAUCACGAUGAGUCAAAGGUUGAUAUCCGUGAGGGCGACGGCAGCGGAAGGAAGAAGCGAAAGCGUUCCAAGAAGCACUAA